AUGUCAGAAGUCGAAACGAUCAUAUCUUACUCAGCGCACGUCCCGGUCGAAGUCGACAAAUCAUCAUGCACCGCUCUUGUGUUGUUCAUAAAGGAGACCGCUGCCGACGGGAACAUGACUGAGGUUACCCGUGACCCUGGCCUUACCAAAGAACUGACCGAUCGGGUUCGACCCAGCCCGACUAGCAACUCUUCGCCAGCGCCUUGGCCCACUCCUCAGCCUUUACCGCACCCGCAACGACUACAACUAUCCCAACAGACACCGAAGGGUGACCAGCAACCUUUGAAUCAUUUUUAUCGCCAGCCGGUCUCGUCUCACAAAUCUUCCUCACAAUCAUUAAAAUAUCCUGGAAGCGGCAUCAGAACCUUCUCGUGGCCCUCGGACAAUCCGACUGCCAAGUUGAAGCCCAAGCAUCAGCGAACCAGGCGCUGCUCAAACACACCGUGCAGGCGGAGAGCAAAGACAAAUCGUGGUCCGCCCCCUUCCAUGGUCACUCAGGGCUUCUACGCAACUAUUGCGCCAACAAGUAGCUGGAUAGUCGAGCACUCAAUAAUUGGUCCUUCUGACCCCGACGACGUCCUCACCUUUGAUCAACCCAAGUGCGCCUCGCUGACUACUCCAUCUACCCGCCGCAUAUCUAUCCAGCUACCUCACUUCCGAACCAUCAACGAUCUAAGUCUACCCAUAACCACAAACCACACAAUGGUUACAUCCUCUUCCGAGUGGGCCCAGGGCUCGGAUUCAAUGGAUCAGAGCCAAGGCAGUGAGCAAAAUGAGCAGCCUGAUGAACUCGCUAGCGACGAAAGCGAUCUCUUCCUAAGGGCAGCAAAAGAAGAGGAAAUUGCGAGGCCGACGAGUGUUGUGCACACCAAAUCUCCCAUGCCAAACCGAUGGUCGCGAAUAGCAUACGCUCCUCUACCGCCUCACACAACUCCGCAAGGCUUGGAGCAAGACAGUCACUCUCUUCAGCGUACUCCAAGUAAAUCAUAUACCCUUAGAUCAGAUCCAUCUACUUCACUUGUCAGCACCGAUAAAAGCAUGAGGCGAGAAGGCUUCAAUAAGAUAUGUCCUAAUCAACCGACUUCCCGUAAAAAUCCCAGCACACCUAUCAAUAACAGUCGAGAUUCAUCGCCUCGCGAAUCCUUUCUUCCUCAGGCUGAUCGAAGGUCAUCAAUCCAAUCUAUUUCUCAAUACAGAAGCACUUCGAGAUCAUCGGGCGCUGAUAAAUCAGUACAACAUACAAUUGGAGGAAGAAGGCCCUCUAUUCCCGACUUGAAAUCACCACCGAGAUCAGGAUAUCGACUGCCCAACGGCUUAUACUCGACAUCACGCAUGUACAAUUCAUCUCCGCUCGUUCCACGUACAAUGGAAAUGGCUUGUUUACAGGAACAUGCCCGAAAACCAGAAGAUACGGAAUCCCUGGCUUCAACUGCAGCUCAAUCAACUGUUUGGGAUGAAUUGGAGGAGUUAAAAUCGCGAAUUCACAGGCUUGAAAUGACGGGUAAAAUAGCGCCCAACUCGGGCACAGGGACAGCGACCUCUCACGCUUCGAGUGAACGCCCGCGUACUGCCACGACCACGGUUACCACGAUGUCAAUAUCACCAAAAUGGGAGCGCAACAAUAGCCAAGCGCUCACUGAGUCCGUUCCUCCAACCUCAAGUAACGAGGUGUAUCCACUCUUAAAAUCAGCUCUAACAAAAUCCAAGCCGAUUCUAAUGCCGGAAAUUUACAAAGCUCUUGAAGCAUCAACCUUCGACGCCAUUUCCAUCGUCUCUAUGAUGGGUAACUCGGGCCAGCCAGGGCCCAUUUCCAAUGCGCAAACUUCUGGCCAUGGCACAGCGGGUGUAACAGAUCGACAGGUUCGCCGCAAGGCUGAAAGUUUAUGUCGGAGCUUGACAGAGCUCUGUUUAGCUUUAUGUGAAAAGCCACCCGAGAGUACGAGCCUGACUAGUGACGCAACCAAACAAGAAGACGAAAGUCGAAAAGCGAUUCAGUCAACGACUUCCACAACACCAUAUACAUCAACUCAGAUGAAACCUCAUCAAUCUAGUCCUCAAACGCUGAGUCGUCUCGGGGCCCGCCGAAGCAGCUUGCUGACCCCUAGCCUUCACAGCACCCGCAUGGUUCUACCUGAUUCGAGAACCUCGCCGCAAGGCGCAAUGAGCAGUCGACUCUCUUCACUUGUUGUUCGGACGCCACAGGCGGUUGAUGAGGACGUCGACUACUGUCACCGGGCUCCUUCGCGCGGCUUUUCUGAGUUAAAUAUGGGUGCAGCGCGCGAGAAACCCUAUCAUUCUGCCUGCGCCGAGGCGCCAAGACUCAUGCAGUCGUCCCUGCCUGUCAGGCGCCAUCUCACAUCAGCUAGUCUUAGCCGCGCUGCGACGAUCACUGGAUUCGAUGGACGGCCUCCGACUGUCUCGACGACGUCAGAGCGAGAUCAGGGUGCACAUGGAAUGAUGGGCCGGUUGAUUGAGGCCCGCGAGAAACAGACCAUGUCUCUUGGCCGUGCUGUUGACUUCGAGGCGCCGGGGGAAAGAUACAAAAUGGAGAGGGGUGUCGGAUAG
This is a messenger RNA of Blumeria graminis f. sp. triticale, 2565 nucleotides long. The record is from the annotation of a GenBank genome assembly. NCBI's taxonomy places the organism in Eukaryota, Fungi, Ascomycota, Leotiomycetes, Helotiales, Erysiphaceae.